Neogale vison (American mink) is the source of this 1947-nucleotide messenger RNA. It is a transcript of the gene MTPN, whose product is annotated as myotrophin. Gene Ontology annotation, biological process: regulation of barbed-end actin filament capping. The transcript is spliced from 4 exons. Lineage: Eukaryota; Metazoa; Chordata; Mammalia; Carnivora; Mustelidae. Gene Ontology annotation, molecular function: protein binding. The record is from RefSeq and is a predicted model, not a curated record. Gene Ontology annotation, cellular component: nucleus; cytoplasm. The coding region runs from base 271 to 627 and encodes 118 amino acids.
UGGGAGUGAACCGGAAGUGCAAACGCUCCUGCUUCUCUUCGGCCAGGCGGAACCUGCUCUGCUGGGCCGGGUGGCCGCAAAAGAACUUUCUUUCUCCCGCCCAGCGGUCGCCGCGGCCAACUGCCUCGCCCGCCUGGCAGCCUUCCCCGCCUUCUCUUCCCCUCUCCAGCUCCGCGCGGCCCUGUCUCCCUCUCGCCCCGCGGUAUCCGCUUGCUGCUACCACCGCCUCCUCGUCUCCUGCCCGGCCAGGCGGCCCGCCCCGCUGCAGUGAUGUGCGACAAGGAGUUCAUGUGGGCCCUGAAAAACGGAGAUUUGGAUGAGGUGAAAGACUAUGUGGCCAAGGGAGAAGAUGUCAACCGGACACUAGAAGGUGGAAGGAAGCCUCUUCAUUAUGCAGCAGACUGUGGGCAGCUUGAAAUCCUGGAAUUUCUGCUGCUGAAAGGAGCAGAUAUUAAUGCUCCAGAUAAACAUCAUAUUACCCCUCUUCUGUCUGCUGUCUAUGAAGGUCAUGUUUCCUGUGUGAAAUUGCUUCUGUCAAAGGGUGCUGAUAAGACCGUGAAAGGUCCAGAUGGACUAACUGCCUUUGAAGCCACUGACAACCAGGCAAUCAAAGCUCUUCUUCAGUGAUGGACGGAUGGGCUGACAGCUCUGGAAGAAGGGCUCUCCUGUGGCCUCACACUGCUGCCUGUCUGUCUGUCACUCUCUAUCUGCCAGCUUCUUCAGCUAAAUACUUUAAGAGGGGUGAGGGGAGAGAGAAAUUCAUAACAAAUCAGACUACCAGAAAAAAACAAUGUUUGGGAAGGGAGGAAAAAAACUGUGAUCAGGCUUUUAAUCGGAUUCCUGAUCAAGUCCGCCUCUUUUCCAUUUCCAACAAAACAUACAGCUUAUGCCCAAGGGAGAGCAAAGACAAAACCUACCAGUACCAUUUGACCCUUUCAGCUCCCUAGCUAGUUUAUUCAUGAGGUGGUGUCGAGGGUCUGAUCCUACCAAGGCCAGCUCUCCGUGCGGGGUAGCCGUAACUGCGCCAGCAGCGGCGGCUGCCGGGACCUAACUCCGGGUGCUGAGAUAAGCAAUCAGCUCUAGCCUUCUGCCUUAAGACGCACUCUGCUGGGGGCCUCCUGGCUAGUUAAGAGCGCUGCCCGUGGUCGGCGACCAAAUCUUCCCUCAGCGACUUUCAGCUUUACGUGGGAGCUCAGUUAAGGUGAGGGGGCACACUCCUAAAUUGCCGGAUGACUCAACUUUGGAUUUCCUCUCCCCUUUCACAUGGAUUUCAUGUAUCUUUAGAUAAAACUGACUAGUUUUAUUUAUAAAAUCUUAAAUUUUGGAAGCCUAAAGGAGAAAUCAUUCCAGUGUGCAUAUUUUUUUUCUCCUCUAGAUUCAGACGUUUAUAUAACAUUGAAACACUUUCAACCUCCUGCUGGUAGUAAAAGGGGAUUUAAACUUAGAAUCAUAGCCAUAGCCUGUUAGUAUCCUAUAGAGAACGGUUGUCUUAGUACCUCUGGAUUUUCUUUAUUUGCUCUUUGAAUGGAUUGGCCUCGGUUAUGUUUGGAGAAUCAAGGAACAUUCUUUGGAAAUCCUCUCGCAGACCCACCUUGGAUGCUGAUUACUGCACCGAAGCUGUCAUUGGGGUGAGAUUUACAAUCUGGACAAACUGAGCCCUGUCCCUUCAAAAGUUCGCUCAUUACCAGGUUUCCCCAACUUGUCAGUAGGCUUCUGCUGAACACAUGCCAGCCACCUGCAUAACACAUCUUUUGUUUCUUUACUAAACCAUGCAUCGCAUUUAAUGUGAUCCCUUCAAAACGUAUUCUGUGUUCUUAAAAAUACAGGGCCCUUCAAUGGGUGUUCUGACCUGCAGGAAAUAUUCAGACACAUGUUCACAUGUUCAUUUCGUGAGCAGUACAACCAAUUAAAACAUAUACACUUAAAUUUGCUAUCUUGCAUUUAAAA